UAAAGUUCUGAAGUUCUUGGUGUUAUAAAAGUAAAUAAACUUAUUGUAAAAUUAAACAAAGAUAUGUUUAACAAGCUUAGUGUCAAGUUAUCAUCUGUUAAUGCUACAGAAAUAAAUCCUAAUAAAGCAUUGUCAUCAAUCAAUCCAUCAACUAGUUUAACAGAAAUUCAGUUAAAGAAACCUAGUUUUAUGUGUUCUGCUUGUAUGAUGUCGUUUACAAGAAAAGAUAACAUGAAAAGACAUGCAUUACAGGCACAUAAAACCAUUUUUAGAGAUAAUCAAUCCAAAGAUAAAAGAACGCCAUGUCAUUAUCAAAACUGCAGCCAAGUAUUUUUUCAAAACGUCAAACUUAUUAAACACAUAGAGGAGUGUCAUGAAGGUAUAUUUACCAAAGAAUCUUACAUUUUUUUAUCAGAAUCUGAAAAAGAGGAACUUAAUAGUUAUGUUUUUUUCAGUAAACAAACUGGUAGUUUUUUCACUGGAAAAAAUAUAAAUAAAGAUGUAAAAACAAGUUAUUAUAUUUGUCAAAAUGAUGGUCAUUCAAAACCGCAUCGCUCUGUUAGUGAACCAGCAAGAAAAACUAAUAAAAGGUACUACAGAGGGAGUGUUAAAUCAGGUGCUUUCUGCCCUGCCAGAAUGAUUGUCAAAGUAAACAUAAAUGGUGUCACUAAUGUUCAGUAUAUCAAAACUCAUAACCACAGUAUUGGUAUUACAAAUACCAUGUAUCAACCUAUACCAGGUAAUAUUAAAAAAAACAUUUCCGCUAAAUUAUCAAAAGGUGUGCCUGUAAAUACAGUUUAUUGUGAUCUUAGAGAAAGUUUUGGAGACAGACAAAAUAGAAAUGAUGAAGAUACUGUUUUAACUAAAUCACAUCUUCUUACAAAAAAAAACAUUUCUGAUAUCAGCAGAGCAGUAAAAAAAGGAUGUCGGCUUCACCCUGAUGAUAGCGUUUCAACUUUUUUACUUGUUCAAAAGUUGAAGUCUGAAGAUUUUAAUAGCAUUCUCGUUUAUAAGUCACAAGGACAGCAAACUGUUAUUGGCCCAAAGGUGUAUGAUGACAUUGACCUUAAUAAGGAUUUCUUUGUGGUUGGUAUACAAACAAAGCAUCAACUAUCAAUGUUUGAAACACAUUCAUCUCAAAUUGUUUGUAUUGAUGCUACACAUUGUACCAAUCAGUAUGCAUUCCCUCUUGUAACUUUACUAGUUCGAGAUGAAUUUAAAAGGGGUUAUCCAGUAGCUUUUCUUAUUUCCAAUCAUGCAGAUGAACAAACCAUAACACCAUUUUUAGAGGAAAUAAAAAGAAGAUGCAAUAAUUCUGUAAAAGUUAAUGCUGUUAUGACAAAUGAUGAUUUGUCAGGAUGGAAUGCUUUUACUAAUGUUUUUGGAGAUGUGCGCCACUUGCUAUGCAAAUGGCAUAAAAAAAGUGCAUGGCGCAAUAAACUUCCUUUAGUUGGUCCAACUAAUUUACAAGAAGAAGUUUAUAGGAUCUUAGAGACAAUCAUUGACGAAAAAAACCCUGAUGUUUUUUUAUCAACUAUGAAUGGUUUUGUAAAGGCAUAUGAACAUAAAUGUCCUAACUUCAUUAGUUACUUUGUUACAUACUAAACUCCACUACAUCUAAAAUGGACUUCCUGUUAUCGCAACUUUCAACAUGCAGACACUGAUACUAAUAUGUUAUGUGAAUUAUUUCAUAACAAAUUAAAAACAGUUUAUAUGGAAAGACGACCUAAUAAAAGGUUAGUUGAUUUAAUUAAUUUACUUUUAACAAUCGAAGAAAAUAAUUAGUGGCACCACAAAAGUUAUUUAUCUUGGAACAAUAUCUCUCCCAAAAAAGUAUAAAAAAAGACAUGAGAAAGGAA
Molecule: messenger RNA, 1859 nt
Organism: Hydra vulgaris (swiftwater hydra)
Lineage: Eukaryota; Metazoa; Cnidaria; Hydrozoa; Anthoathecata; Hydridae
Source: RefSeq, a predicted model, not a curated record